Molecule: messenger RNA, 414 nt
Organism: Nezara viridula (southern green stink bug)
Lineage: Eukaryota; Metazoa; Arthropoda; Insecta; Hemiptera; Pentatomidae
Source: the annotation of a GenBank genome assembly
AUGUGUAAAGAUGAUGAAGAUCCAGCAUUGACUGAAGAUCUUGUUGAAGAGAGUGAUAUUUCGUCUGAUGAUGAAGUUGAAGAAAGAGAAGAUGGUUCAGAAACUGAACAAGAAGCUGAGUCAUCAAGUGAAGAGGAAGAUGAAGAGUUGUCACAUGAACUGCGUGUAGGACAACUUCAGCGAAGAAGUCAACUAUCAUCUGGCCUUCAAACUUCCUUGAAAAUGCCGCUAAAGAGAUUCCUUCCUGCUGAUGAUCAUCAAGCAUCACCCACCUCCAACCCCCCAAGAGGUCCAGAUGCUGUGAUUGACUGUGGAAACUGGAAAACGUCGGCUCUCGAACUACUCCUACUGUGCUUGAUAGGCUCACCACGCCCCAAUAUUGAGAACCCUUUACCGCGCCCUAUGCAGGGUUAA